Messenger RNA from Salvia hispanica, 1221 nucleotides. RefSeq names its product coiled-coil protein. NCBI's taxonomy places the organism in Eukaryota, Viridiplantae, Streptophyta, Magnoliopsida, Lamiales, Lamiaceae. The record is from RefSeq and is a predicted model, not a curated record.
UUAUUCCAUUAAUCUUCAAUAGAAGUGAAUUUGAAGGAGAAAGCAAGUUUGGAGAUGGCGAAAUCCAGUAGUGAUGCAACUGCAAUCGGCAGUGAAGCCAAGGAGAGUAUAACAGGCAGAUUGUCUCUCAUCGAGGACUUGUACUUUCCCCGCAAGGUACAACCUGAUGAUGCAGCUGACCCAUCUCGGCGCAAGUCCCUCCUCCUCGACCUUCUCUCCACCGACGCCCCCGUCUUCCUCGAGCGGUAUGGGUCGAAACUAUCGAUGGAGGAGCUUAAUCACUUUGACGUGUUGAGGGAUGAUUAUGAAAUCAAUUGGCACCUUAAAAAUCUUCGGAGCAUUUUGAGCCCGACAGAUAAGGAGAAGAAGUCGAGGUCAGCUAAGAUCAAGAAUCGGAGGCUAGCAUAUAUGGAUAGGUUGAUGGUGGAUGGACAUUAUUUUUCGGAAGAUGCUAUGAGGGAAAGAGAACCUUACCUGCAUCAUGAGUAUGUGGGGAAGUUUCAGGAUCCAAGUGGUAGGAGCAUGGCGAGGCCUGGUGAGCGGUGGUCGGAGACACUUAUGAGGCGAUCAGAAGAGGCAAUAUUGGUGGAGAAGAUUAGAGGGGAGCAACAGAGGUUGGGUGUCGCUCAGAGUGAUUGGGUUGGAAAUGAAAGAGAAAAGCAAGAAGAAGAAGAAGAGGAAGAGGAAGAGGAAGAAGAAGAAGAAGAAGAAGAAGAUGGAAGUGAAAGAGAAGUUAUAGUAGAGAAGGAAGUGGAAUGCAUGGCAUUAGACCACCCUUCUAGGAGCUCGCAGACAACUGAGGCGGAACAGAAUCACAACGCUGAGAUGAGAGUUGCGGUGAUGGACAGUUUGUCAGUUGAGGAAAUGCAAGAUCGGAUGGAGCAAUUCAUGUCUGUAAUGCAGCAGAAGUUCUUGUCAGGGGAAGACCAUCAGCAUCUUGACUACUCAAAAAUCGAUGAGGAUGUGACAUUGGACGAUCAUUGGAUGAAAGAAGCCAAUCAAGACGCUGAAGAAAAAUAUUUUGAUGAUGUUUGAGAGCGUGAAGAUGAUAGUUUUAUAUCUGGACAGUGAAUCACCGGUUUCAGCUAUCAGUAUAUAGUUUUCCUUUUUCCCUUCAUUUUUUUUUUUUUUUUGUCAUGGGAUAUGCUGUUAUCUAGUCACUUUAAAGAUAAUUCUGUAUACUCUACGACCAGAUUUUUGGAGCAAGACUUAUCAUCAUCA